UAUAUCUAAGUAAUCAUAUAAAUAUAAAACUAUUGAAAAUGAAAGCCUAAUGAGAAAGUAAAUGUGUUCAGCAUGAGAGACCUAUUAUUGAAAAUUUUUAUCUGAAUAUCAUUGUAUUUUAUGUAACAGCAUUGAUGACAGGCAUACAGGUGUAUGUAUGGGUUUAUGGGUGUGACAUGGCCUAAAUAGUGCCAAAAACUCAAAAUACAGAAUUUAUUUUAAAAAUCCCAACAAUGCAAAAAGCAAUAGCUUUAGAUGGAAGCUGAUCAGGUUCCUUUCAAUGUUUCAUUGCCGUUACUGGGAGUUGGAGCAUUUACUCUGCUGCUCAGUUUCUGCUUUUGCUGUUAUCUUUGGAGAUUAAAAAAGGCUGGACAAUAUGAAGAAAAAGGCUAUGUUGUUAAAAAAUUUACAUUCAGAGAUAAGCACCAACAGAAUGAUACUUGUUCCGUUUGUUUGGAAGAAUUUAAGAAAGGUGAAAAGAUAGCAGUUUGUACUUGCCGGCAUGGUUUCCAUUCAAAGUGUCUAGAGCAGUGGCUUGAACACAAAAACAAUUGUCCGUUAUGCAAAGCACCGGUCCGCAACAGAAUUGGAGAAAGAACAGUCUUGAUAAGUCAUGCCACAACAUCAUCAGUUUAAUAUCUUAAGGAAAAGAUUCUGUGUUUAAUUUUGCUUGUUGUUAUAUUCUUGAACCUACUGUGUAAUAUAGAACUGUCACCUCUAUAAUUUACAACUUAAUAUUCACAUUUAGAUCUGUCUAUACUAUUUCAUAAAUAUUUUAAUAAUAAUCUGAUGCUAUAUUUUCAUUCGAUCUAAAUUUCUUCACAUUGUGAUAGAAUAUAUCUUGCCCCUGAAUGUGCUAAAAUCUUCUAUGUUGUUGUUUGUUCCUUUUUUUUAAUGUAUACAAACAGAUAUUCAACUGUAUGUUGUUUUUUUUUGUAAAAUAUAAUCCAUGUCCUAAAUAAAAAAGAAAUUUGUUGUAAACAGAUUGACCUAACUGUGCAAUGUGUUGAUGUUGGAUCAUGACAAAGUGUUUCAUGUGCUUUAAUAUUAUUGUUAUGUACAUAUACUUCUACACCUUUUUUUUUUGACAUAUAUUUUAUGCUGGAAUUCUAUAAACCAUUGAAAUUUAUUUUUCCUAAAGGAAUUUUUGUGAAUGUUAGCAUUGAGAUUGAAUGAAAAUCUAGUCCUUUCAAUGUUUCUAAAUCUUAUUUUGCAUGUACCCUUUGAGUAUCAUUGUGAUAUGUGCUCCUUCUCCUUACAUCAACAUCCAGUCAUCUCAUAUGUACACAAACACCUACAUAAGCUGACAGUAGUACGGUGUAGGGGAAAUUCUCUUUGAGUUGCUCUGGAGUUGAUUCAUGUCAUUGAUUAUUUACUUCAGUCAUUUACUGUUGGUCGCCUUAAUGUAGCUAAUACUCUCCAAUGUUUUUAUCAUAGUGUAAUAUUGAUUGAAUUUUAGAAAAUAAUUUAUAUUGAAAAUAUUAAUAUUUAGGCCACAACGAUGUACCAGUCCAUAUGUGAAGAAAAUGAUCAUUACAUUUUAAAAAAAAGAUUUACACAUUUUGAACAUUUUUGUCUAUUAAAUAUAGCUACAUAUGUUUGUUUUCUAGGCUCUAUGCACUAAAUGUGCUAAGUUUGGAUUAACUACAUCUAAUUGUUUAUGAUAAAAUACUAAUUCUCUGUAAUAAACCACUCUGCCAUCUUGUUAUAAAGCACUCUGCCACCCUUUUAAACCAUGUUCUACUGGUGUUUAAAACUAUGUGAAAUUUAAAGAAUAUUUUAUUGACUUAAAAUCUCUUGGUGGUUAAUUGCAGAUUUGUUUUUUUUUUAUGUAACAUUUUAUAAUUAAUAUCUGAGUUGUACAGCUUUCAAAGAAAUUUCUAUUUCUCAUGGUUCACACUUUGAAAAGAACAGAUGUAUGAUUGUUACCUUAGGAGCCAAAAGUUGCAUCUAUCUAGUAACCUUUGUUUUCAAUUUACUAAGACUUUCUGCAACAUCAGCAUUGUUUAAGUCUGUUUUACUAGAUUAGUAUUGUUUCAUUAACUCUUUCAAUAGGAUGUUUUAUCUAAAACAGCAUAUGUUGGCUUGCAUUGCUCAACUAUUAUAUUUAUCAUUUUUUAAGUUCGGGGUCGAAUAAUAAAUUAAUUUAAUGCUAAGUCUUUUUGGUGACGCUGAUGUAUUUAUGAUAUUAAAAGUCUUUUGGUUUGAAUUAUUAUUUUAUUACUUGACAGUAUCUUAACUCAUAUGUAUCAAAUUGUUUGAUAUUCUUUAGAUUUUUUUUUAAAAACGUAUUUCUGUUUGUAGAAGCAGGCAGUGUUAAAGUGGGAGUGUUACAUUUUGAAUAACUAUUGGGCUAAUUAGUAAUUUUUUUUUUCAAAAGGUUUUAAAUAUAUACAGAUAUACCUUCAUGCACACAUUAUUUUAAAUGUCCGAUCAUUUGGUGUUACUUUUUAUUUAUUUUUUUCUCCUACUGAAUUAAUAAAAGUCCUGAAAAUAUUUUAGAACAUGGUUUACAUAAAUAAAUCACGUGAUCAAACUAAUGUGUUAUUUUCUCUGGCACUAGUCUGCAUCUUCCUUCCUCCACUUAAAAAGCUUUCCAGAACAAUAUGAACUCUAACUUUUGUUGAACUAUUUCCCAGCAGCUUAAGCUCUGUGAUCCAAUCUGACCUACUUUGUUGAGUGAAGCAUACCUUGAUCACACAUUGGUUGAUGUUGCCAUUGCUGGCAUUUUUUUAGUUUUAAUAACAUUAUAUAUAAUCAUUCAAUGCCCCAAUGAAAGCAAAUAUAUUUGAUUGGAUGACUUCAGUUAAAAAAGAUAGCUUAUAAUAUGUAUAUCAAUGUGUAAUGGAUAAAACACAUGCAACAUUUUUUUUUCUGUUUCUAUAACUUUGAAAGUUGCAAAUUCUCAUACUGUGGACUAAUGUUAACAGCUGUAUGAACAAGGUUUAUGGUAGUGAACAAGCUCCAUAUUUUAUAUUUACUUUUAUUAGAACUUAUUUAAUUCAGGUUGUUUUUACUUUAACAAAAAAUGUUUUUUCCAUUAUCUUGUGCUUUUGAUAAUGCUUUGAUUAGUUGAUUGUUUGUGAUAUAAUCAGUAUCAUUUCUAUUUUUAUAAUUUUCUUCAAAUUCUCUUUAGCACCCAGUAACUGUUUUUUUAAAGGAACAUGUACAAGUGAGACAUUUAGUUCUGGGAAAGUCUGAGCAUUUUUGUGUACACAAGCAUUUUGUUGUUUUUACUUGAUGUAUUUUUUAAUGUGUACAGAAUCUUGUUUUCACAUUUGCCAGUAUUUUGUCAGAUAUAGAACUAAAAAAAAAAAAAUGGGUAACUUUAUUUAUUGUCUACUGUUUGUUUUUAACCAUUUUGUUAUAAGGAGAAAACAAAGCUUGCAUCAGCAAUAAAAGAUAUACAUACAUAUAAUACAA
Messenger RNA from Biomphalaria glabrata, 3423 nucleotides. Its product is annotated as RING finger protein 24-like. Lineage: Eukaryota; Metazoa; Mollusca; Gastropoda; Planorbidae. Bases 256 to 636 code for a protein of 126 amino acids. The record is from RefSeq and is a predicted model, not a curated record. The transcript has 6 exons.